UUUCUUGAAAGUUAUUGCCCCUGAAAACUUUCAAUGAGCCCACAUUUGUUUUCCCUUUAUGUACUUUGCUAUCGGUUGCAUUUCAGCUGAUGUCUUUGACAGGUGUGGGUUUGGGGGCUAGAACUUUAAAAAAAAAUUCGAACUUUUUGAGCUAAUCGAACUGUCGUAGUAGAGACAGAGAGGGUUGUUUCAGUUCAGUCUAAACGCUCUCAUUUGUCUCUCAUUCUCUGUAUCGCUCUCUGCUCCAACUCUCCCUCCUAGUAAUUGCUCUCUUUUUAGCCCAAAUCAACUUUUUCCCUCCAUAAACACGCAGAAUUCUUGCGUUUCUUCAUAGCUUUUUUGGCUUUUUCCCAGUUUGAUUUUACCUACGAAGUUGUUCGGAUUAAUCUAACGGAUGUCGAAUUCUGAAAGCGGUUAGCAAAAUUCUAAAAAAAAAAAACAAGAAAAAGUUAACAGCCUUAUACAAAAAUAAUUGUCUAAAACAAAAGGAAGUAAGAACAGGAUACACGCCGCCGUUCCCAAAACAAAAAUAGUUCCAUCCUGUGUUUUGUGUGCAUUUGUGGGCCUCCUGUCCAUAAUUCGUGCCAAACUAGGCCAACUUAAUCGUUAAAUAAAAAUUCAAAAAAAGGAUACAAGAAAAAUAAGGAUAAAUGUAGCCUAGCCGAUUAUUAUCCGCUAUACUUUCUUUUUACUCCUCUGUUCGAGAGCUCUAUAUAGUUUAUGUGAUAGUGUGUGUUAGUUGUGUCGGUAUCAACAUUGUAAAUUGUUAUGUGUUUGUAUUUUGUCAAUUAGUAGAAAAGGUGUGCUUAAUAUCAACAAAGCAGAGCAGUGAAAGGAGCAAACAAAAAAAAAGGAUAUACCUAACCUAGGCAAAAUAAAAUAAAAUAAAAAUAAAAAUAAAAUAGAAAAAAAAGAAAAACAAGGACUAAAAUUGUGAAAAUAUUAUAUUUGUAUAUUUGAAUGCUUGAAUAAUCGGAAAAGUUAUUGGAUUGGCUUUCUGUUUUGUGUGUGAGUGUACAGUUUAUAUUCAUUUACAAAUACCUAUAAAGAGAGAGUCCUUUGUUUGAACAAGGAUAUACUACCCAUAUAUAAAUGUACGACGUGAAUAAAGAAAAAAAUCCAAGUAAAGCGCGAUAGGAUUACAGUGAAAUUUGUAUUGUGAAAUAUAUUUAAACAAAAAAACACGUAAACGAGGAAAUAUAAAAACAGGAUACAGCUACAUAAAGCCACUUAAGAUAUCAUCAGUUAAGAGAGAGAAUAAAGUAAGUCAACAUUAAAUUUCAGUUAAAUUAUUGAGAAACCAGGACACCUGUUUGCAACAGUUUGCUACACACAUACGAAUAAUACUUUCAUCCGUUUGUUUAGGCGGAAGUAAAAGAGGAAAGCUGCAAAAGGAUCAUCGAGUAAUUAUUUCCGCUCAAGUUCUAUUGCAAUUAUCUUUGAAGUAUACAAAGAAAAAGAAGAAAACGAAAACGAAGACAAAAACGAAGAUAGAUAACGCUUCGUUACGCUGGCUACAUACAUUUUGUUCGCUUGUAUUCCGCUUUUAUUUUCUGCAUUAAAUCGUUCAAGUGAAAUCAUAAGGAAGGAAAAAAAACGAAUGGCAACGCUGGCUCUGCUCCGAUGAAAAGAAGAAAAGGCCAUAAAAUACAAUAGUACAAUUAUGCAAAGUUCAAUGAACAUUUUAUUCAUCAUUUGUGGAGAUUACACUUUAGCUUAACUCGAACGAUAGAUAAUAAUGCCGUGGCCCAUUAUCCCAAUCGUUUUAUAGUACCUACACAUACAUAUACAUCCAUCGAGUCCAUAUACAUUACAUAACUGUAUAUGCUUUGAAAGAGUUACAAUCCAUCAUAGUAUCUUCAUUUAAACAACCAAAAAAAAAGGAUAUACCCCAAGUAUACAUAAAACCCAUCGCACAACUGGAUUUUAUUUUGAAUUAUUUAAUUAGUCAACAGUCCAUCCUGCCAUAUGUACAAGGAUAAUUGCAAAUCCCCAUCCAUACCAAAUGACGAUAGUGACGACGAUUCCUCCACCGGCGUCUGUACGGACGUUCAAUUAAUCCGCAAAAUUGGAUACAUAGCUUCGCGCGUUCGGUAUCUUAGCGAGAUAUAUGCGAAUUUUAAAUUGACAAAUCCUUACAGUGACUUAGCAAGUGUGCCAUCAUACAGCUCUGCUGAGAGCCUCGGCAGUACGGCUACGACAACGACUGUUGACGCCCAGCAGAUCGGGGAACACGAUAUCCAGCAAUCGCUAGACUCUGCCGAUGCCAGAUUGCGUCAGCGCAUCCUUGAGAAUUUAUUAGUACAAAUUUAUGAGGAUCAUCAGACGGUGACCGUGAUACGCGAAACGAGAGGCAACUCGAGCAAGGAUCACUGUUUUUACAUAAUGAAUAGCAACAGUACGACCAGCAGCAGUGUUGAGCGUCUGCUGCAAGCCAACGAUGACGAGGACGAAAGCAAUGAUAAUACUCUGCGAAAAAACUUCCUUAAUGUGACCACCACUACAACGGGAUCUAGUCAACGGGAGGCCGGGGGAGGACGAAGCACAACGAUGGUAUCCUUUGCGGCCAGUACCGGUCGGCGUGGCAGUGAUAACGCCCUAAUUGAUUGCCGACGUCGUGGCAGUGGUAGCGAGGCGAUGGAUCAGCUUAAAGUCAAUAAUUGUCAACAGCUUGUGCCAGCUUCUUCCAAGCCCGUGCAUCGAGGUAGCUGUGGUGCGACAGGCGAGCAUCUUCUAGCUGCCAAUUCGAUUGCGAAAAAGUCUACAAUUAUUCUAAGUAAAUCGUGUAAUAAUGUCGAUGCGGGCGGUGGAGCAGGCAAUGGAUGCCCAUCACUCUAUCCCCGACAACAGGGUCCUCUGAAUGGGGAGGGAGCAAAUAACGUUGCUGCAACAUUGUCGGAUAGUAUUGGCGGCGGCGGUAGUGUUGUCGGUGGCACCACUGGGAAUAAUGGAAAUAGUGAAUUCAGCGUUGUGCAAAUGAACAAUACAAUCAUUCAGUGCCACUUUAGCGAUGAUGACUUUAGAGCCUUAGUCAAGGAUUUGAAGCGAAAAGUAGAAUAUACAGAGCGGACGAAUUGGCUAUGUAAGUUAACACACAAGGAAAUGCAUAGUUUAUCAAAACGUCCUAUGGGGCCUCCACACCGAAAAAGCAGUUUACCAAAGCACACCGAGGUUAAGAAACGCUUUCUGGAGAUAUGUGAUACAACGUUCUCGGACGAGGUGAAGGCUGCACUACGUCUGCCCUCGUUUGAUUCGUACGAUUGGAGUGAUUCAGAUGUCAUUCAUUUGAUGCAGACCAUGUUCAUCGAAUUGGGAUUCACACACAAGUUCCACAUACCCAUGGAUACGUUACGCGAAUGGCUUUAUGAGGUCUAUAAGCACUAUAACGAAGUUCCGUUCCAUAAUUUUCGCCACUGCUUUUGUGUAGCACAAAUGAUGUAUGCAAUUACACGACAAGCCAAUCUGAUAUCACGCCUUGGGGAGUUGGAAUGUUUGAUCCUUUUAGUCUCCUGCAUAUGUCAUGAUCUCGAUCAUCCUGGCUAUAAUAACAUUUAUCAAAUAAACGCACGCACAGAGCUGGCUCUCAGGUAUAACGACAUUUCACCUUUGGAAAACCAUCAUUGUUCAAUCGCCUUCCGUUUGCUGGAACAUCCGGAAUGCAACAUAUUCAAGCACUUCAGUAGAGAAACAUUUAAUGUCAUCCGUGAGGGAAUCAUUCGUUGUAUUUUAGCGACAGAUAUGGCCCGCCACAAUGAGAUUCUUGACCAAUUCAAGGAGGUCACACCUACAUUUGAUUACUCGAAUAGAUCACAUGUUAACUUACUCUGUAUGAUUCUGAUCAAAGUCGCAGACAUCUCGAAUGAAGCUCGUCCUAUGGACGUAGCUGAACCGUGGUUGGAUCGCCUUUUGCAAGAGUUUUUCGCUCAAAGUGCCGCAGAGAAGUCAGAAGGACUGCCUGUGACACCUUUCAUGGAUCCUGAUAAGGUUAGCAAACCAGGCUCUCAAGUUCGAUUCAUCGGUCUAGUAUUACUGCCAUUAUUUGAAGCUCUCGGCGAUUUGGUGCCUGAGCUUACAGAACUGAUUAUAAUUCCAGUCCGCAAUGCAUUGGAUUACUAUAAACACUUAAAUGAUGCUCAAAACAAAUCACGCAAAUCUCUCGCUGAGACCGCCGAAAACACUAGCUCCGAUGGAGGCGGUGUAUCCCCACAGCUGCCACGUUCCCAAUCGGGUAUUAGUGUUAAGUCAAGACGUAGUAUACCAUCGCAAAAGUCCGCCUCCCGGAAUUCUGUGGAUGAGCCCACCUGCAUUGCUGCAGAACUGCACGACUUACCCGAGGGCAGUGAGAGUGGUGAUUCUGAGACCGCAACGGAAGUUGAUGUCGCUGAGAAGACCUCUAAAUUCAAAGUGGACACUGAAGGUAGUAGCAACCGAUCGAAGUCAUCACACUCAAAUUCAAGGAAGUCCUCCCGAGAGAAACGUCCAUCGAUGAUUGGAGAAAUGUGCAGUACUGGGGGUAAUCGCAUCCGUAAUUCAUACGGUAACAUUCAUGGUUAUCAUACGAAUCGUUGUCACUUCAGUUCCAAUCGAGCCGUAAGUCUGGAUCAGUAUAGCUGCAACAAUCGCCGCCUCUCGGAUGGCCUGCAGCAAGUCAUCUCAGACAGUAAUGUUUUUUACAACCGACAGAAUCGUGGUAGCGUUGACACUUCCGAUUCCACAUCCCACCAUCUAAGCAGUUGCAUUGAGAGACCAAAGAUAUCUGAAGGUAGUGGCGAAUUGUCUGACGUUGAUGUUUUGAAUAUGAAUACUCCCCAUGGCCCACACAUAAAUAUUACAUCGUCUACUGCGCUCCUAAGCGCUACCAAUGUCACUUCCUCAGUGACCUCGACCGCACCAUCUAUUGACAGUCCCGUCAAUAAUAGGAACGUCAACUCCAACGGAAAUUGCUCACAAUCCAAUGGACUUAACUCUGCCGCCGCCGCCGGCGGGAAUAAGUCAUGGAAGGCGCGCUUUAAACAAAUUUCAGAUUAUUUUUCCUUUAGCUUUGACAAGGGUAACAAACGCUUUGGCAGUACCCGUAGCAGUCCAUGUUCCGUGCGCAACAAUAACGCCAGUGAUUUGUCUAAGCCAGGUGCCGGUAUUUGUUGUACGAUUUCUAAUAACCUCUCUCCCAGUUUCAAACACAAGCAACAUGAAUUGAUCAGCUCUGGCCGAAACCGUGCCUACAGUCUAGACGUACCGACGAGAAAUCGUUACAGUAGCAGUUCGGGUGGUGACAGUCGCAAGUCGUCACGCAACGAGGACAAUAGCAACCGGGGGCAUGAUCUGCUCAACGAAGACAAUAAUAGCAACAACACAAUAAGUGGUGAAAUGGCACCGCCACCUAUCCGCAUUGGAAGCGUCGAUGCCAGCGAGUCAAUCAUCAUUACAUCCACCGCACUUCCGCGCGUCAUAACUCCCAACCUUGGCGACGUUCAGCUGAUGUACAGCGAUAACAUCGGGUCAGGCACUGUUGGGGAACACAUAGACUUGGGGAUUCCAAGCGGAUCACGCGAUCCGCCUAAGAUUUGACACCGGAGUUCAGACACAUACUCAUCAUCGAAUAAUGGUGCUUUUACAAUGCUGCAACAACACUUGCUACCAUCAUCUAAUCAACAACAGCAGCAGCAACAACAGCAUCAGCAUCAGAAUCAGCCCCCUCCUAUCCAACAGGACGACUAUCAACUUCAACAGUUACAAGCUUCCAAUUGUAAUGUGUCUUCGACAAUGAACUUCUGGUCAGCUCUUGGCAAUCGGUUGAGUUCUUUUGUAUGCCAUUGUUGUGAACGUAAGUUGCCAGAUCCGGAGAAUGUAUAAAACAUUUGAGAGGGGGGGUGAUUGAGUAGCUUUGCAAUAAUAAAUGAAACUGUUUUCUUGGGGUGUUCGAUGUAUGGAAGUUUGAUAGGCAUUAUGGGGUCAAUAACUUUCAAAAGUUUUUUUUAAAAAAAAGUUCAUAUGCUUGACCUAUUUUUUCUGUAUCAAAUGAUAAAAAGCUAAUUUGACUUAACCUUCAUGUUUUUUUGAGGUUCAAAAGAUUCUAAAUUCACAAGAACUCAAAACUUACAAGUUUGCAUCAAGUUAUAAUUUAUAUUAAAAACAUAUUUCUGUUAAAUAUAAUAUAAAAAUGGAAAUUUUGACAGUAAAUGAUUUAUUUGUAUCAAACAUUGACAUUUUUGACAUUUUGAUGAUUACCUAAAAGGCGCCUUAAUGUUGAACGUUUCAAAAACAAACACAAAUAAAAAGUUACACAAAAAACAAGUGUAUAAUAAAUGCAUCAAAUUAAUGCUAUUUCUAUGCUUUUUUAAAAAGUUUACUGCUGGAACGAUAAUAUUUAUAUGAAUUUAUAUAAAUUGUUAAAUAUUAUAGUGACCCCAUAUUGUCAAUUUUUGUUUGCAUAAUUUCAAUCUUUUUCUCCUAAGUUGUGACAAAUUUUAUGAAUCUAUGUAAAUCACUUCCAUUUCAAACUUCUUUUUUUAUUUUGUUCAAAACAUCAUUUAGAAAAAUUGCAACAAAAAAGUCCAUUAAAUAAAAUAAAACCAAAAAACUACUAUCAAAACAAUGCACACUAUUAAAAAGAAUAUAAAAUUGCACUCAAAAUGAGAUAAACAAAUAUAAACCAGCAAAAUGGAACAAAACAAUAGUUAUUUAUAUAAUAUUUAAUAAACAAAACAAAAAAAGAAAUUAUAUAUUUGUUUUCGUACAAAAAGAAAAAGUCUAAGUAAAUUAAAAACAAUUAAAUCAUAUACAUUAUUAUUAUUAUAUUAUUAUUAUAAUAUUUGCCCAAAUAUUUAUAUAUAUAUUGAAACAAAUCAACUACAACACACUAACUUGUACGAUUUAAAGGAACAAGCAAAACAAACUAAAUAAAUUAGUAAAAAUUAAUUUUAAGUAAAACAAAUAAAAUACCAUUAAAUCGAUUAUUUUUACUAUUAAUAUUAUUAUCCUAUUAUUUUGAUUGUUUUACGUCGGCAUUUUUUAUUUUAUUGAUUUAAAAUAAAAGAAAAAAAAUAAAAUGAUUUUAUUUUUAUUAAAAAUAUUAUAGUUUACUUUUAAUUUUUAGAAAAAAUUAUUAAGUUUUAAAUAAAACAAAAAUUGAUGUGUGUAUUUUAUACAUUUUAUUUAAUGUUUAAUAUUGUGUUAGCUAUACGAAAGAAAAAUGGUAAACAAUAAAAUUGAUAUUAAAAUAUUUA
This is a messenger RNA of Eupeodes corollae, 7226 nucleotides long. RefSeq names its product high affinity cGMP-specific 3',5'-cyclic phosphodiesterase 9A. Gene Ontology annotation, molecular function: 3',5'-cyclic-GMP phosphodiesterase activity. Lineage: Eukaryota; Metazoa; Arthropoda; Insecta; Diptera; Syrphidae. The transcript has 11 exons. The coding region runs from base 1969 to 5568 and encodes 1199 amino acids. Gene Ontology annotation, biological process: cGMP catabolic process. The record is from RefSeq and is a predicted model, not a curated record.